ACUCGAGAAACGAUUACGACUCUAAUUCACAGCCAUUUAGCAGCUACACCGUAACCAACGUCAAGAUGUUAGUGUAAAGUGUAAAUUUCCACCAGCAAAAAAAAAUUAUGCAAGUGACAACUGCAUCAUCAUGGAGGCAUUCGAAGCGAUAUAUUGUCGUUGCGAUGGUGUUCGUCGGAUACAUGAUAUUUUUUGCAGUACAUGCCAAUGUAGGAAUGGCUGUGGUUGAGAUGACAUCGCCAAAGACUAGUCCAGGUCCAAAUGGCACCUCUAUAAUAACUGAUGGACCAGAAUACAGCUGGGACUCGGUUCAGAAAGCUCUGGUGAUCAGUUCCUUAUCAUAUGGUCGCAUGCUAAGUCCAAUAGGUGUGACAUUUGCUGCGAGAAUUGGAGGGAGUACUUUAUACCUGUGGGGGAUCGUUUGUGUUGCAGUGAUCACAUAUUGCACCCCGUAUCUCCUGUAUCUGCACUUCUAUAGCUUUCUGUUGGGAAAUGCCCUCACUGGAUUUUGUGAGGUAGGGGAUGGCGUAUGCUAGUGUAAUAGAAAUUUGGUCCAGAUGGGCUCCACCUAAUGAAAGAGCAAAGAUGGCAUCUAUUGGUGAUAUGGGUGUAUAUGCUGGUCUGAUGUCUUCUUUCAUGGUGUCUGGAUGGAUAUUAUACGAAAUGGGAUGGGCAACGUUAUUCCAUAUUACUGGCAUCGCAACCUUGUUUUGGGCUGGGAUUUGGUACGUGCUGGUGAAAAAUGAUCCUGCAGAUGCUGAGUGGAUCACUGAUGAUGAAAAGAAAUACAUCAAGGAGCAAAUGAAAACCGUUGUUGACGAUCAAAAGAAGCUUGUUUAUCCUUGGAAAGAUCUGCUCACAUGUGUACCAUUUUGGUUGGCUUGUAUGGUAAAGUUUGCUUAUGGCGUUGGAUUUGCAUUCAUGAUGAUGAAUCUUCCUCAAUAUAUCAAAGAUAUGAAUGACAUCGAUAUCAAGAAGAUAGGAUACAUAUCGACAAUUCCUCAAAUUUGUGCAUUAAUUGCGAUGCCUUUUGCUGGAUAUAUCUUCGAUUACAUGAGAUCAAACGAAAUACUUUCAUUGACCAAUGUGCAUAAAUUGUACGCCUGCAUAGGUUUGAUUUCGGGAGUGGUGACAUUUUUGGUAGCUGGUCUAUGGCCAAAUUUCAUAGCUUCGGUUGUUUGUCUAUCCUUGUUUCAAGUCUGUGUCUCGUGUACUGUUUUAGAAAAUCAAAUUGUAAUGUUGGAUCUGGCUCCGAGAUACGCCGCAUUCAUGGUAUCAAUAGCAAGUUCCUGUUACACUGUAGCUUUGAUUUUAACCCCUAUGAUAGUUGGCUACACUGUUACAUCUCAUAGUCGAUCACAAUGGAACAUAUGCUUCAUGAUUUUUGGAAUUUUGUUCGUCAGCACUUCGUUGAUAUGUUUGAAAUUUCUCAAAGUGAAACUGCAGCGUUGGGCGAAUUAUUCGCCAGACGAGUCGAACGAACAGAAAACGUGAUGAUAACCUCAAUAGUAAGUACCUACCUGUACUUUUUCUAUCAAAAUAAAACUUCAGAUACCUACACAACUUUGACAUUGGAUAAUUUCUUUCAAUUUUAAUUCUAUUAAAAUCGUUAAAACAACACUUUUAUCAAUUUUUUUUUCGCGAAAUGAAAAACGAACAACACGUUACACCUACUUAGAUUUCUAGGAUUAAUGAACUCGUUGAUAACCUACGGUUAUCUCAAAUUUCGAGAUACAAUAAAGAUAGGUGUGCCUAAGUCUAUUCGUACCUACGUAAUGUGAGUACUUUGUGUGAAUAAUCAGUAUUCUUUCUUGCAAAUAAAUAUUUUUUUCUCUCA
Planococcus citri (citrus mealybug) is the source of this 1837-nucleotide messenger RNA. Its product is annotated as vesicular glutamate transporter 2-like. NCBI's taxonomy places the organism in Eukaryota, Metazoa, Arthropoda, Insecta, Hemiptera, Pseudococcidae. Gene Ontology annotation, molecular function: transmembrane transporter activity. Bases 523 to 1494 code for a protein of 323 amino acids. Gene Ontology annotation, biological process: transmembrane transport; monoatomic anion transport. The record is from RefSeq and is a predicted model, not a curated record. The transcript is spliced from 8 exons. Gene Ontology annotation, cellular component: membrane.